Messenger RNA from Drosophila mauritiana, 594 nucleotides. RefSeq lists its product as uncharacterized. The record is from RefSeq and is a predicted model, not a curated record. Lineage: Eukaryota; Metazoa; Arthropoda; Insecta; Diptera; Drosophilidae. Bases 49 to 594 code for a protein of 181 amino acids. The transcript has 2 exons.
UGAGCGUUGAAAAGAAUUACCAAAAGGCAUUUUAGUAAAACAAUAGCCAUGAAAACGUUGUAUUUCAUAUUUGGACUUUACUUCCUUAUGGACGUGGCUAAAUGUGAAAAUAGCAAGUUACGGAUUUUCUUUGAUGAGUUUGCGAUCAAGUAUAAGGUGCCAGACGUUUUCGAAAAGAUGGAUUGUAAUUUGUAUCAAGCGAAUAAUCGAAGCUACGUCAACGUCGAGAUGAAACUGAAAAGGGAAGUUGCAGAUUUGAAUGUUCGCACUGUAAUGGAGUUUUGGAAACCAAAUGCCAAAACUAAAAUGAAGUUGUACGAUGUUCGACUGGAUGGAUGUCUUAUACUCAGAACUAUACACAAAAAUAAACUGUUCCACUUCUAUGUGAAGAGUUUUAAGAAACAUUCCAAUGUUAUUUUGUCGUGUCCCUUUAAAGCGAACUUGACCUACAAAAUGGAUGAUUGGUUCUUGGACGAAGAGGAGUUGCCACCUUUUGCUCCUGUUGGCCAAUUCCGCACGGUCACCGAAUAUUUUAACCAACAACGAUUGAUAAUACGUGUUGUAGCACAUGGUGCAAUAUUGCCAAGAUCAUAA